AUGGAGUGCAAUAGAGAAGACGCGACGAAGGCUAAGGAGCUAGCCGAAGCGGCUCUUGCAGGCGGCGAUUACGCCAGGGCUCGUCGACUAGUAAGGAAAGCGCAAUCCCUCUUUCCCAAUCUCGACGGGCUCACGCAGGUCUGUGCCGUGGUCGAAGUCCACGAAGCUUCGCUGAACCGCGUGGGAGGAGACGUGGACUGGUACGCUCUUCUCCAAAUCCCCGCAUUCUGCGAUGACGACAGUCAGAUCAAGAAGGCGUACCGUCGCCUGGCGCUGUUGCUGCAUCCGGACAAGAACAAAACCAGCGGAGCGGAAGCAGCGUUCAAGCUGCUAUCCGAGGCGUUCACGGUGGUAUCAGACAAGCAGAAGAAGGCCGUUCAUGACGCCAAACGACGAUUAAACGUAACCGCAGGCAGAGCAGGAGCAGCAGCCGGCGCUAAUGCCUCGAGGAGUCAACACAGAGCUCCAGCAGCAGCGAAACCCCCGCCUGCAGCACCAGCAGGAGGAGCAGCAGCAUCAGGUGCGGGGGGACAGGGAGCGGGGAAUCAGUUCGAGACGCGGUGUCCGACGUGCGGGACGCGGUUCUUGUGUUUGCGGGACGCAAUGGCGGCCGUUGUACAGUGCAUCAUCUGCAAGAGCUCGUUCAAGGCCAUGCCUGCCACCGCGUCUGCCUCUAACGCGUCUGCCGCUGGCAAUGCAGCUGGGGACAGCAGCGAUGAUGACGAGGAGUGGGACUUCCGUAUGGACGCAGACAGUGAUGAUGACGAUGCUGGUCGUGGUGGUGGUGGUGGGGGAGGAAACAGGGACCCCUUGCAGGGGGGUUACCAGGGGUGGCCGGCAGGCACGGGGCAGGCACAGGGAGAGGGCGGAGGGGUGGGGGAGGAUGAGGAGAUGGUUGGAGGCGGUAUGAGGCGGUCGGCGCGCAGCAGGAAGCCGGUGGUGUACCACCUGGGGGAUGACAACGACGAUGAUGACGUCAUGGAGGUGACCGAGGCCGGGGCGGGGAUGAAAGGGGCCAAUGGGACGGGCGCAGGGGGCGGUGGUCAACCCAGGAGACCCAGGGCUGACCAAGACUCAGCUGUGGGAGGAGGUGAUGCGAGCAAGGGCUCCGGGGCUGAUAGCAGACACGGACUGGCUGGAGACGCCUCAGGGAGGGUGCAAGGAGAGGGGAAUUCCACGGAUGUGCCUAUGGAUGACAAUCCAGGGGUCGCAGCAGGGAGGGAAGAGGGGAGGAGUGGUGAAAGGCGAGGGGAGGGCCGUGGCAGCAGCAGUGGGGGGAAGAAGAGUGGUGAUGGAAAGAGGAAUGGGUUUAUGCAUGAGGGGGAGGUGGUGGAGCUUAUCUCGUCUGAUGAAGAGGAAGAGGAGAGCGAGGAGGAGGAGGAGGAGGAGGAGGAGGAGGAGGAGGAGGAGGAGGAGGAGGAGGAGGAGGAGGAGGAGGAGGAGGAGGAGGAGGAGGAGGAGGAGGAGGAGGAAGUGGUGCGCUUCUCUGUUCCAGAUCCCGACUUCCACUGCUUCGAUGAUGAUCGCACGGAGGAAACAUUUCGACAAGGCGAUGUGUGGACCCUCUAUGAUGACUCUGACGGCUUCCCCCGCUUCCUCUGCGCUAUCCGCCAAGUGUCCCACUCGCCCUUCUCCUGCACUAUAGUCUGGCUCGAGGCGGCCGCACUUUCCAAGAAGCGCACCGUUGCCGCUGCUACUAUCACUCAGACCGAGGCAGCAGCUGCUCUGGCCGACCCAGCAGAACGAGCAGAGCCCAGCAUCGGAUACUUCAAAUUCGGCAAGCCCACAACGUUCGACUCUGUUAACACCUUCUCUUUCCGGAUUUCCAAGCUGGCUUCCCCAAACGCGCGUACGGCUACAGUUUUGCCGGAGAUAGGCCAGGUGUGGGCGCUGUAUGCAGAGAGAUCGUUUGCCAGGCGGAAAUACUAUCUGGUGGAGGUGAUACCUGCGGAGUCAUCCAUACCUCUGCCGAGUGACCCCACAGCAGAGUCAGCAGCAGCAGCGGGAGUACAUGGGGUUACAGCGCUGGGGUGGAGGGCUGUGUGGUUCCUGGAGAGGGUCCCUGGUGGAGUGUUCAGCUCACUAUUUCAGAGAAUUCCUGGUGGCACGCGGUUCGUUCUCCUCAACAGUUUCUCGCACCUCGUUCCAAGCUUCCACUUACAAGGCAAUGAGAGCAGCCCUAAAAGAUUGCCCCCUCCUCCCCGUGGUGCUCUAGAGCUGGAUCCUGCUGCCACCCCUUCAAAUCUUGCGCCAUUUCCUCCUACAGUAGAAUUGUGA
Closterium sp. Naga37s-1 is the source of this 2277-nucleotide messenger RNA. NCBI's taxonomy places the organism in Eukaryota, Viridiplantae, Streptophyta, Zygnematophyceae, Desmidiales, Closteriaceae. The record is from the annotation of a GenBank genome assembly.